Molecule: messenger RNA, 411 nt
Organism: Trypanosoma rangeli
Lineage: Eukaryota; Euglenozoa; Kinetoplastea; Trypanosomatida; Trypanosomatidae
Product: protein phosphatase 2C
Exons: 1
Coding region: 1-411 (136 amino acids)
Source: RefSeq, a predicted model, not a curated record
AUGUUUCAGGCGUUUCCACUGCAGUACAAGAAGAUGACACGGCUUUUAGUGCCUUUCCUUAACCUUGGUGUCUGCGAAGUCUUGAACUGCCCCACUAGGGAUCAUAUGAGCUCCUUCACUGUUCAUAACACACGCAACUGUGGUGCCCACGUGGUCAUGACUGGAAGCAGCAACAGCAGCUUGGAAGCCGCCGCUUCACCAUCGAUCUCGUCUGUUCCGUUCAUGUCAGAGGUUGUGGCUGGCGGUUUGUGUGACAGCUUUACCGGAAAUCAGUGCUCUCGCUACGUUGGGAGCUAUCUUGCUCGUGCCCUUGGUAUGCACACUGUGCUGUCGGAAGGCACUGCCCAGCUCCGCCGCGAGUUAAAGGAUGACCCCAUUAUCGAUAUAAUGAUGUCUGCGCUAUAUUUGUGA